Molecule: messenger RNA, 782 nt
Organism: Neltuma alba
Lineage: Eukaryota; Viridiplantae; Streptophyta; Magnoliopsida; Fabales; Fabaceae
Product: cilia- and flagella-associated protein 20
Exons: 6
Coding region: 176-751 (191 amino acids)
Source: RefSeq, a predicted model, not a curated record
CAACAAAGGUACCCUCUCGUCUGGUGGUGGGGGCAGCAGAUUCAUAUUUCGUUUGGCAUUCUACACUUGUCAAGCUCGCCGUGGGACGCCGUCCGUCGUCGUCAGCCCUACGUGGUUGUUCUCCGUCUGAAGAAGGUACGAACCCUAGGGCUUUGUCUUGUCCCAAAAUCCGAAAAUGUUUAAGAAUACAUUCCAGUCUGGAUUUCUUUCCAUCUUAUAUAGCCUUGGGAGUAAACCUCUACAGAUAUGGGAUAAGGAAGUUGUCAAUGGCCAUAUAAAACGACCACAGGAUGAAGACAUACAGUCCAAUGUACUUGAAAUAGUUGGAUCCAAUAUCCAAUCCACAUACAUCACAUGUCCUGCAGAUCCAGCUGCAACACUUGGUAUAAAACUUCCGUUCUUGGUUAUGAUUGUGAAGAAUCUAAAGAAGUACUUUACAUUUGAGAUUCAAAUUCUGGAUGAUAAGAAUGUGAGACGAAGAUUUCGGGCUUCAAAUUUCCAAGCUGUGACUCGAGUGAAGCCGUACAUUUGCACCAUGCCACUGAAAAUGGAUGACGGCUGGAAUCAAAUCCAGUUGAACCUGGUUGAUUUGACCAAGAGAGCUUAUGGCACCAACUACAUGGAGACUCUGCGAGUUCAGGUCCAUGCAAACUGCCGCCUGAGAAGGAUAUAUUUCUCCGAUCGCCUCUACUCUGAAGAGGAGCUCCCGCCAGAAUUCAAGUUGUACCUUCCAAUGCAGAAAGCAGCAUGAAAAUGUCAUCAUGGGAGGAGGGAUUUACAGC